AUGAGCAGCGGAUCUUCAGGGGACGCGUACGCCGAUGACGCCUUUGAGGACGAGGAGCUGGAGAUGGAGACCAUCGACGCGCCUCUAAAUGCUAAUGCGGAGGAUGGCUACUCAGACGACGAGGACUUUGAACGGGAUGAGGCUUCCACGGUACUACUGGACAACCCGCCGGAGGUCGACGUCCCAGCGCUUCGCGGCGAGGAGCUUCAACCGCCGUGCAGUCCAUGCGCACCGCCAGCGCUGCAUGCCUUUGUCGUUGCCAAGCUCCGACGCCUUGGCGCCAAGCCGGUCGACACGCGCUUGCAGGCCCCCGUGCCCGUUGCCCUCUUCGCCCGCCUUGGCCGACCGCAUCAUCCGCCCUCACCGCCAGUAGCGACAAAAAAGCAAGUCGAACAAGGGACUGCUCGUAUACCGCGGGCGCUCGUGGACAAGCUCAAGAUUCAAACGCUCUUGGCCGUGAUGGCCCACGAGACUGCCACGUCACCAACGCGCCAUCGCACGCCGCGAUCUCUCUUUACGUACGCCGCGUACCACACGAGCCGGCUCCACGACCAGGCGUGGGCCAGCCACAUCGACGCGCUCUACGCGCGGCGUCCGGAUCCGCUUGCGAUCGCCGCCGCCGCCAUGAGUGCGCUGCGUCCUGCCUACGCGCCUCUAAAUCCCCUUACGCGCCGCUAA
This is a messenger RNA of Saprolegnia parasitica CBS 223.65, 678 nucleotides long. RefSeq lists its product as hypothetical. The coding region runs from base 1 to 678 and encodes 225 amino acids. NCBI's taxonomy places the organism in Eukaryota, Oomycota, Saprolegniomycetes, Saprolegniales, Saprolegniaceae. The record is from RefSeq and is a predicted model, not a curated record. The transcript has a single exon.